Messenger RNA from Fulmarus glacialis (Northern fulmar), 144 nucleotides. RefSeq names its product small integral membrane protein 7 (gene SMIM7). The record is from RefSeq and is a predicted model, not a curated record. The annotation marks the transcript as partial. The transcript is spliced from 2 exons. NCBI's taxonomy places the organism in Eukaryota, Metazoa, Chordata, Aves, Procellariiformes, Procellariidae.
GAGGAAGAGAGACACGGAGGGCUUCGGCGAGGAGUCGAGGGAACCCACCACCGGUGAUAAUAUCAGAGAGUUUUUGCUGAGUCUCAGAUAUUUUCGAAUCUUCAUUGCCUUGUGGAAUGUCUUCAUGAUGUUCUGCAUGAUUGU